GUACUUUGAACCAUUAUUUGUUCAGAAGUAACUAGUGAAAAACUAACGUACAGUAAAAACAAACAGAAGUCAAAAUGUUUUCACGAUCGAUGCUGAAAAGUGUAACAUAUCAAAAUCUACUGAGAACAUUUUCAUCAAAGGCUGAUUAUGCUACAGGGUACAACUUUGAACUAAAUGAUAUGCAAAGAGAAAUGCAGGAAUUGGCACGUAAAUUUACAAAAGAAGAAAUUAUUCCAGUAGCUGCCGAAUAUGAUAGAAGUGGAAAAUAUCCAUGGGAUAUUGUAAAAAAAGCAUGGAGUUUGGGUUUGCUGAAUAAACAUAUUCCUGAACAUUGUGGAGGAAUGAAUGUUGGUAUUUUUGAUGGUUGUUUAGUGGGAGAAGAAUUUUCUUAUGGUUGUACAGGAAUAGGAACUGCACUAGAAGGAUCAGGAUUAGGCCAAGCUCCUGUAGUUGCAUUUGGCACAAAAGAACAACAAAAAAAAUAUCUUGGAAGACUCAUCGAAGAACCACUUGUUGCUGCAUACUGUGUAACUGAACCUGGAGCUGGAUCAGAUGUGGCAGGUAUUAGAACAAAAGCUGAAAAGAAAGGAAACGAGUGGAUCAUUAAUGGAACAAAAAUGUGGAUAACAAAUGGAGGUGUUGCUAAUUGGUACUUUUUAUUAGCAAGAACAAAUCCUGACCCGAAAGCUCCAGCUAAUAAAGCUUUCACAGCUUUUAUCGUUGAACGCGAAACUGAAGGUUUAACACCUGGGCGAAAAGAAAUGAACAUGGGUCAGAGAGCUUCCGAUACUAGAAUGAUAACAUUUGAAGACGUUCGUGUUCCACAAGAAAAUGUUUUAGGCAAGGAAGGCGAAGGAUUUAAAAUCGCCAUGAAAACUUUUGACAGAACUAGACCAAUGGUUGCCACCGCAGCUGUUGGUUUAGCUAGAAGAGCUCUUGACGAAGCUACAAAAUAUGCAACGGAACGUAAAACAUUUGGUAAACCAAUAGCAGAACAUCAAGCUGUAGCAUUUAUGCUCGCAGAUAUGUCGAUCGGUGUUGAAACUGCCAGACUUGCUUGGAUGAAAUCAGCUUGGGCUGCCGAUCACAAUCUUCCAACAACCACAGUUCUUGCCAGUAUUGCAAAGUGUUACGCUGGUGAUGUAGCUAACAAAUGUGCAACAAAUGCUGUUCAAAUCUUUGGCGGUGCUGGUUUCAACACCGAGUAUCCGGUAGAAAAAUUAAUGCGUGAUGCAAAAAUUUAUCAAAUUUAUGAAGGUACUGCGCAAAUUCAGAGAAUUAUAAUCUCGCGUUAUUUGAUUAAUGAGGCUACUCAAAAAAAUGCGUAAUACUUUAAAUAAGAAGUUUAUUUCCAACGUUAACUCAGAAUAAUAUUUUAUAUGUAUUUUUGCGAUCUCUAAUUCGCCGAAUUUUUACGGUAUAUGCUACGUAUAUAUAUGUGUGUAUAUAUAUAUAUAUA
Molecule: messenger RNA, 1459 nt
Organism: Frieseomelitta varia
Lineage: Eukaryota; Metazoa; Arthropoda; Insecta; Hymenoptera; Apidae
Gene: Mcad
Product: probable medium-chain specific acyl-CoA dehydrogenase, mitochondrial
Exons: 11
Coding region: 75-1328 (417 amino acids)
Biological process (GO): medium-chain fatty acid catabolic process; fatty acid beta-oxidation
Cellular component (GO): mitochondrion
Molecular function (GO): flavin adenine dinucleotide binding; medium-chain fatty acyl-CoA dehydrogenase activity
Source: RefSeq, a predicted model, not a curated record